UAUACUGUAUACAGUGCUCUACAAAUAAUUAGAAAUUAUUGAUUAUUUAAUUUAAAUAAUUAAUUGAUAUGUUGUUUAAUAAAAUGAAUAUUUUGUUGAUUAUUACAUCAAUUAUUUUGAUUACUUCUGGAGUACUGUUGACAGUGGUGUCCGGCGAAGGAAACUUCAAUUUCAAAGACGAUUCGGUUUCCUUUUUGAGUCUUAUUUUCGAUGUCAGCGACAAAUGCACUGAAAAGAUACAACCGUUGGUUCAUAAGGCAGACGUUUGUUUGCAACAGAGAUGGGGAUCAAUUGAUUGGGAUGUCAAAGGGGUUAUACCGAAAGAUAUCAACAAAGAGUACUGUUGUCUUAGACAUGAAUUCAAUUGUAUUGUUGAUAAAGUGAUUCAGAAGGAGUGUAGUAAAGAGGAUAACAACGAUUUUGCCGCAGAAAAUAAGUUUUGGUCGCAAAAAACCAAUGAAGAGAUUUGCUCGAAGAAAGGUAUUUCAAUUAGUGAUGUUAAGUGCAAAUCAUUGAAACCCAAAGAUGUUGGCGACAAUGGGUGCAAACAGUACAUACCCUGUACUAAACUGACUGAUACUAAAAUACAGUCGAGAAGUGGUGAAAACUCAGGCGACGACAGUACUGGAGGCGGAACUGGUGGAGACUCUGGUGGAAGCUCUGGAGGAGGUCGAAGAGGCCAUUCAUUUGCCGGUCAAUCCACUUAUAUUGUCAAUGACAGUAUUAUCGACAGUACAACCGAUUAUCGGUUGAUUAGUUGUCAAUUGAUUUGCGGUGACAGAGACAGAGGCGGUGAAUAG
Messenger RNA from Oppia nitens, 800 nucleotides. RefSeq lists its product as uncharacterized. The record is from RefSeq and is a predicted model, not a curated record. The transcript is spliced from 3 exons. Bases 69 to 800 code for a protein of 243 amino acids. Lineage: Eukaryota; Metazoa; Arthropoda; Arachnida; Sarcoptiformes; Oppiidae.